UCCUGGCUUUCACAGGGUUGUUUUGGAGGAAGUUAAAGCAGAUCCCGAAACAGAAAAAGACCCGUCAGGUAACAGGGGGGCCAAUAGUGGUUACAGCACCCGUAUCGGUAUCUCCGAUUCAGGAUUGGUUCACUCACACUCUAGCCUAAGCGAUCCAGUCUUCCGCUGGCGACAGAGGCUGGAGUUAUUGUUUGUUUUUUCUCAUAAACAUCAGGCUUGUGUAAGGACACGGUAGCGAUUUAGCUCACAGGCUACACCACAGCGCAGAUACAGACUGAUAUUCGCUAGAACUUCUGUUUUAUAAACCAGCUGUGACACUAUGACAUCAAGGAAGAAAGUUCUUCUGAAGGUGAUCAUCCUUGGAGACUCCGGGGUUGGGAAGACAUCUCUGAUGAACCAGUAUGUGAAUAAGAAGUUCAGUAAUCAGUACAAAGCUACUAUAGGAGCAGAUUUCCUGACAAAAGAAGUGAUGGUUGAUGACCGACUUGUCACAAUGCAGAUAUGGGAUACAGCAGGUCAAGAGCGGUUCCAGUCUCUGGGUGUGGCUUUCUACCGCGGUGCUGACUGCUGUGUGCUGGUGUUUGACGUCACUGCCCCCAACACCUUCAAGACACUGGACAGCUGGAGGGACGAGUUUCUGAUCCAGGCCAGCCCACGCGACCCAGAGAACUUCCCCUUCGUGGUGCUGGGCAACAAAAUUGAUCUGGAGAAUAGGCAGGUAACAACCAAGCGGGCGCAAGCUUGGUGUCAGAGUAAGAACAACAUCCCGUAUUUUGAGACCAGUGCAAAGGAGGCCAUCAACGUAGAGCAGGCUUUCCAGACCAUCGCACGCAAUGCACUCAAACAGGAAACCGAAGUGGAGUUAUACAACGAGUUUCCGGAGCCAAUUAAACUAGACCGGAACGAUAGAGCCAAGCAAUCAGCAGAGACUUGUAGCUGCUGAGGACCUCCAGGGGGCGAUACGUUUCAUGCUCAGCCUCUCUGGCCUUGUCUCUGCCUCACUCCCUC
Rhinichthys klamathensis goyatoka is the source of this 1008-nucleotide messenger RNA. It is a transcript of the gene rab7a, whose product is annotated as RAB7a, member RAS oncogene family. Gene Ontology annotation, biological process: endosome to lysosome transport; phagosome-lysosome fusion. Gene Ontology annotation, cellular component: late endosome; phagocytic vesicle; lysosome. NCBI's taxonomy places the organism in Eukaryota, Metazoa, Chordata, Actinopteri, Cypriniformes, Leuciscidae. The coding region runs from base 320 to 943 and encodes 207 amino acids. Gene Ontology annotation, molecular function: GTPase activity; GTP binding. The transcript has 6 exons. The record is from RefSeq and is a predicted model, not a curated record.